ACACAGCGAAAAUGCAAGUGACGAAAUUUUUUACCAAAUUGAAUAUUUUCAAAAUUGAAUAUAUUCGGACUUCCAGCUUAAAAUUUUAUGAUGAUAUUAAUUGCUAGCUGCGGCCUCUGCAUACUUGCAUAUUGCAGUCGGAUCUUAUUUUGAUCGUUAAAAUUGGAACGACUUUUGUGAUCUUAUCAAGAGCAGUAAUUCGUUUGCCAUACAUUCGUUUGCUGUAUGGUUUGUUUCAGUCUUCCCCGAAGAUAUGUUGCAGAGUGUCGAUUCCAAUGUUCGGUUGGAAAAUGCUGUACGGUCGUUCAACAGGAAGCGUUUCGUAACCAACGAGAUCAGCCAUGAAGCGUGGAUCGAGGCGGUUAUCGACGAUUUAGCCUGUCGAAAUCCCGCGCAUCUUCGAGUAUUUAUUUACCAAGACCUGUCUGCUCGUUAUGACGUUGAAUCCGAGUUCUUGUUGAAUAUUUCCAAAUGGAAAGACUACUCGAAUACGUACGACUUGGCUUAUUCCGCCAGCAGUGCCAAGACUCAGAAUGCGGAUGCAUUCUUUCCACUAAACCUUAGUGAAGACAAAAUUUCCAUCAUCAGUACUAAAGAUGCCUUCGCGGACAUGUUGAAAACCGUCGCAUCCGUCGAAAUAUUUAGUUUCGAUGGAGAAUGGAAACCUGAUCUAACCGGCACCGAUUUCCUCGAGAGGAAAAACAUGAUAGCGACGCUGCAGAUUGCGACAGCAGAUCAAUGUUUUGUUUUGGAUGUUUUGGCUUUGCGACCGAUACUGUCUGAUGGUGAUUGGUGCGCGCUGGCGGAAUGUUUUCGUUCCGCAGCGAUUUGGAAAUUGGGAUUCGCUGUGCAUGGCGAUCUGGAAAAACUGGAAGAAUUUAGUGGAUUUGAGAAGCGUGGAGAUUUUCCGAACUUGUUGGAUUUAAAAGUUGUUUGUGGCAGGUUGGCUACCGCGCGUCCUGAGGUUUUUGGAAAACGAGUUAUCAACGACAUCCCACAAAAUCUGUCAGGUUUGAUUGAUGUUUUGUUUGGGAUGCCUUUGGACAAACGUGAGCAAAUGUCCAACUGGGAAAAGCGUCCACUCCGGCCCUCUCAAAUUCGCUACGCUGCACUGGACGCUAUUUGUCUGAUUGAGCUGUAUCAAACGCUAAAGCAGCGCUGUGAAGCCUUAAACAUAACUUUUCCACCGGAAGCCUUACCGAUUGACGAAGAACGUGUCGAAAUGGAGUUGGCUUCUUUCCCGUUGGUCAACCGCGAUGAAGCUGUUUCUGCACGAAAGGUGAAGCUUGCAUGCGACAAUCAUUUGAAAGGUUUGGGCCGGCGCCUUCGCAACGUCGGAAUUGAUACGAUGAUUGUGGAAGAUGGCCAGUCACAGCAGAGUUGCUACCGUGCUGUUGUUUCGGAUGAACGGUUUUUUCUCACUAGUCCUUCGAAGCAUAAACAAGCUAAGCGGCAUCUUCCACAAGGCCGAUGUUUCGCCAUAUCUAACAGCGUUACAUCUGUGCGGCAGUUGGAAUAUGCCAUAAAAAUGUUCAAUAUUUGCGUGGGCGCCGCCGACGUUUUCAGUCGAUGUUCGGCAUGCAACGCCGAUCGUUUUAUCCAUACCGAUGUGAAAGAAAUCCGAAAACUGAUGAUGAGUGGUUUAGGUGGUGAAAAGCAGUAUAAUUCUGUGCCGGAUGGGAAUGAGCUCCGAGAAGAAACAUCAGAAUCAGAAAUGCUAUUCAAGGAAUCGGAGCGGUUUACAGAACUGGUUGACAUCAAUUCCGCGGUGGAUUUUCGAACUGGUAUCAUUAAGGAAACCCAAAAGCAGGUUGAUUUGGGAUCGCUUGCUGAUCACAAACUGGAUCGCGCAAAAGAUUACUAUAUUUGUAUCAACUGCGGGAAAAUAUAUUGGCAUGGAAUUCACUUCAAACGAACACUGGCAUCGUUGGAAGCCAAUAAUAUUAUCCGGAGCACAUUAACCGUCAGUUGAAGGUAUUGCAUGAAUUGUUCCUUUGCUGUUUGCAGAUUUGUGGGUCGUUAGCCAUAACUCACUAACAGUUUUUAAUUUUUUAUGUUUGAAAAACUUGUUGUUGUGAUGAAACGUUCCGCUCAAAUUGAUGUGAUUUUUAAAUAUCUUUUUUGAGUUUUAUUUCUGUGACUAGUUUGUUACAAAGUAUAAGGAAAGCAGCAAGACUGCGAUAAACAGCUCAGACGCCUUGGAA
Paramacrobiotus metropolitanus is the source of this 2204-nucleotide messenger RNA. Its product is annotated as exonuclease mut-7 homolog. Gene Ontology annotation, biological process: nucleobase-containing compound metabolic process. The transcript is spliced from 6 exons. The record is from RefSeq and is a predicted model, not a curated record. Gene Ontology annotation, molecular function: nucleic acid binding; 3'-5' exonuclease activity. The coding region runs from base 254 to 1972 and encodes 572 amino acids. Lineage: Eukaryota; Metazoa; Tardigrada; Eutardigrada; Parachela; Macrobiotidae.